Molecule: messenger RNA, 3457 nt
Organism: Bursaphelenchus okinawaensis
Lineage: Eukaryota; Metazoa; Nematoda; Chromadorea; Rhabditida; Aphelenchoididae
Source: the annotation of a GenBank genome assembly
AUGGCUUGCUGUAAGUCUGGUAUUUUGUUUGGAUCUCCAGAAGAAGCCAUGAAGGCUCCAAGAGAAAAGGUAUUGAUGGUUAUAGCUAUCAAUACCUCUGAAGACAAGAAGCCAGACGCGUUGAUUACUGUUGAUGUUGAUCCGGACAGUCAACGGUAUGGAGAGGUAUGGUCGAUUAAUAUAAUAUAAUAGCUUACUUUUUACAAUUUAAGAUAGGCUAGGGUAUGGUGAUGUAGGUGGGACAAGGUAGGUUAGGGUAGGUAUUUGAAAAAGAGCAGGUAGGAACGGGAAGGGUACUGUAGGUAAUGGUAGAGCAAGUUAACAGAUUUUAUAAAGUAUGAUAGGGCUCAUGUAAGGCAAGGCCAGGGUAGGGUAAAGUAGCGCAGGAUAAGGCUAUGUAAAGUAUGGUAGGGUGGGGCAGGAUAAAUAGUUGAAAAACAGAAGAUAGUAGCGGGAAGGGUACUGUAGGUAAGAGUGUAGCAGGUUAAGGAAGUUGACUAUGGUAGUACUUGAACAGAGCAGGCUACAGCAAGGCAGGGCAUGGCAAAACAGGGCAGGAUAAUGUAAGGCAAUGAAGAACAUGGUAGGGUAGGGUAGGGUAGGGUAGGGUAGGGUAGGGUAGGGUAGGGUAGGGUAGGGUAGGGUAGGGCAGGGUAGGGUAGGGUAGGGUCGGGCAGGGUAGGGUAGGGUAGGGUAUGGCUAUUUCUUAAUAUUUUUCCUAAACUUACAGUAGUUUUUACAGGUUUUAUGCAAGCUACCAAUGCCUAACAUAGGUGAUGAGCUACAUCAUUCUGGAUGGAACGCUUGUGCUGGUUGUAAGGACGAUGAGACUGCUUGUAGAUCACAUUUGGUACUGCCGUGUCUACACUCAAAUCGAAUUUAUGUUAUUGACACAGCUGAUGUUACUGAUCUGAAAGUUCAUAAGGUUGGUUUUUGCUUUACCUGUUUAUCUAAGGCUUUAAGGCUAAAGCUAAGGCUCUGGGCUAGCGCUAAGGCUUUUGAAUUUAGUAUAGUAAUGUAAAAUACGUGAUUUUUAAUGUUGAUAUUUAUUAUUAAUAAUUUAGGUAAUAGAAGCUGAAGAGUUUAAAAAGUACAAUGUAUCAGCGUUCCACACACCUCAUUGUACUCCAGAAGGCGAAGUUCUAAUAGGCUGUAUUGGUGACAAUGAUGGCAAUAAUCAAGGUAACAACAUAAAAAUUUUUGUAAACAAACUUUUUGCAAUUAAAAAACUUUUUUGGAAAGAAAGUUCUUGCCAUUUUAUGUUUUGUAAAGAAAGUUCUUGCCAUUUUAUGUUUUGUAAAGAAAGUUCUUGUCAUUUUUUUUGUAAAAAAAGUUUCUGCGUAUCUUUUCAAUUUGUUAAAAUUUUUUUUUAAUUUUAAAAAAGUAAAUUCGAAAAGCUCUAGCGUAGCCUAAUAUUAUACUUUAGGUAACCUAAUAAGACUGGACAGCAAAACCUUUGAAGUGAAAGGUACCUGGCCCACGACUGAAAUGCUUCCUGAGUUUCAUUAUGAUUUCUGGUACCAGCCUCGUCAUAACGUGUUGUUAUCGACCGAAUGGACUGCUCCCAACACUUUCAAAAAGGGGUUUAGUGCUGUGGACUUAUUGGAAGGUAAGGGGAUUUAAAACGAUAUUUUUUCAACAUUUUUAAGGCCCGACUUAAAUGUUGGUCAAGGCUAGUCCGGUCCGUUUUUUAUGACUAGCUAAGGUUAGGGCUCUGGGCUAGGGCGCUGGGCCAGGGCUCUGGGCUAGGGCUCUGGGCUAGGACUCUGGACUAGGGCUCUGGGCUAGGGCUCUGGGCUAGGGCUCUGGACUAGGGCUCUGGGCUAGGGCUUUGGGCUAGGGCUCUGGACUAGGGCUAGUGCUAUAGAACUUGAGCCGUAUAAACGUAUAUUGUUGUAGGCAAGUACGGCCGACACAUUCACUUAUGGGACUACAGUAAGAGACAAAUCAUGCAGUCUAUUCAACUGGACAUUAUUACUGGUCAAAUACCAUUCGAAGUGAGGUUCAAACACAAUCCAAAUGAGCCUCACGCGUUCUUGUGUACUGCUUUGGGGUCAUCUCUUAUCCAUGUUUAUAAGAAGAAUGUAAGUUAUAAAUUGUAAAGAAAGUUCUUGCCAUUUUUUGUUUUGUAAAUAAAGUUCUUGCCAUUUUUUAGUUUGUAGUAAAGAAAGUUCUUGCCAUUUUACGUUUUAUAUAGAAAGUUCUUGCUAUUUUUGGGUUUGUAAAGAAAUUUCUUGCCAUUUUAAACUCUGUAAACAAAGUUCUUACUAUUUUAUGUUUUGUAAAGAAAGUUCUUGCCACUUCAGAUGCAAGAUCCCUGGCUGCACGAAGUGUCAAUCACAAUACCGCCAAAAGUCGUUGCCAGCUGGACCAUGCCAACAUUACCAGCCCUUUUAACUGAUAUUAUCAUAUCAAUGGAUGACAAGUACUUGUAUGCAUCAUGCUGGUUAUUUGGAGAAGUACGACAGUAUAAUAUAGAGGAUCCAUUUAACAUUCGAAUGACUGGUAGAAUUAGUACUGGAGGUCUGAUUAGUAAAGAUAAAGGGCUUAAUGUACUUGUGGACCCUGAAGGUCAUGUGAGUUAUUUUACUUUGGCAGUAACUUUUAAGGGUUGGAAAGAAAGUUCUUGCCAUUUUUCGUUUUGUAAAGAAAGUUCUUGCCAUUUUUUGUUAUGUAAAGAAAGUUCUUGCCAUUUCUUUGUUUGUAAGGAAAGUUCUUGCCGUUCUAGGAAAGAGUAGAAACCUUAAAGAUAAAUGGAGUCACAUUCCAAGGCGGUCCACAAAUGCUACAACUCAGUCUAGAUGGCAAACGGCUUUACAUUUGCAAUUCAUUGUAUUCCGUUUGGGACAAGCAGUUUUAUCCUGAUAUGGCAAAGUAAGUAAAAAGUCAAAAUAUUUUAGUACGGAGCCCUAGCCUCGAGCCCUAGUCCAGAGCCCUAGCUCACAGUUCUAGCCUAGAGUUUUAGCCCAGAACUAGAGCUCAGCACCUUAGCCUAGAAUUCUAGUCUAGAGGCCUAGCCCAGAGCCCGCACUAGCCUUAUUCAUAGCUUCAGGCUUAUUUUUAACUCUAGUCUAGGGCCUAGAUUUGGAUCUAACUUUGGGCAUUUCCUUAUGCUUAGCCUUAAGCCUUGCUAUCGGCUCAGCUAUGCGCCUGGUUUGAGGAGCUAUUCUUGACUGGUCUUAAUCAUAUUUUAGGGUUAGUCUUAUAUACCUUACACUUUUCUAUCUUACUAAUAUUACAUUGCUUUAGCCUUCGUUAACCUACCGUACCGUGCCAUAGUGUACUUUAUUUUAGGAAUGGUGGUCAAAUGAUCAAAGCAGAUAUUGACACAGAGAAUGGUGGCAUGAAAAUCGACCCAAAUUUCAUAAUUGACUUUGGGGCAAUUAAGGAUGGACCUUAUGCUCCACAUGACAUGCGCUACCCUGGAGGCGAUUGCACUUCCGACAUUUUUGUCUAA